Molecule: messenger RNA, 1394 nt
Organism: Sinocyclocheilus grahami
Lineage: Eukaryota; Metazoa; Chordata; Actinopteri; Cypriniformes; Cyprinidae
Product: sorbitol dehydrogenase-like
Exons: 9
Coding region: 96-1160 (354 amino acids)
Biological process (GO): D-sorbitol catabolic process
Molecular function (GO): L-iditol 2-dehydrogenase (NAD+) activity; zinc ion binding
Source: RefSeq, a predicted model, not a curated record
UGGCCGUGAGGGGCAUCAGUGCAUAUGUGAGCGAAAGCUUGCUAGGAGUACAUAGGUCUUCUGGAGUUUGGGCUGUACGUGUAUAAGUUAAUAAAAUGGAAAAAGACAACCUCACCGUGGUCCUGCACUCUAAAGGAGAUCUCAGAUUGGAGCAGCGUCCCAUUCCGGAACCAGGACCAAAUGAGGUGUUACUUCAGAUGCAUUCUGUGGGCAUCUGUGGGUCAGAUGUGCACUAUUGGCAGAACGGCCGCAUUGGGGACUUUGUGCUGAAACAGCCCAUGGUUUUGGGACAUGAAGCCUCUGGUCGUGUGGUGAAAGUGGGCUCUGCUGUGACGCACCUCAAAGCAGGAGACAGAGUUGCCGUUGAGCCUGGAGUUCCUCGUGAAGUAGAUGAGUUCUUUAAAUCUGGACACUACAAUCUGUCUCCCAGCAUAUUCUUCUGUGCCACUCCUCCAGAUGAUGGAAACCUCUGCAGAUACUACAAACACAAUGCAAACUUCUGCUACAAGCUUCCCGAUAAUGUGACCUAUGAGGAGGGAGCCCUGAUCGAACCCUUGUCAGUGGGCAUUCAUGCCUGCAAGAGGGCAGGGGUCACUCUCGGAAGCUCAGUGUUUGUUUGCGGUGCAGGACCAAUUGGGCUGGUGUCUUUGUUGGCGGCCAAAGCCAUGGGUGCUUCACAAGUAAUAAUAAGCGAUUUGUCUUCUGAUCGGCUUGCCAAGGCUAAAGAGAUGGGGGCAGACUUCCUGCUGCAUGUGAAGAAAGAAGACGAACCAAAGGAGAUGGCCAAAAAAGUGGAGGGAAUGCUUGGUUGCAUGCCUCAAAUCAGCAUAGAAUGCACUGGAGUGCAGAGCAGCAUUCAAACAGCCAUCUAUGCUGCUCGUUCUGGAGGAGUGGUGGUGCUGGUUGGGCUUGGUGCUGAGAUGACCACCGUACCUCUUCUCAAUGCAGCUGUCAGAGAAGUUGACAUCAGAGGUGUAUUCCGCUACUGUAACACCUGGCCGGUGGCCAUUUCUAUGUUGGCGUCUAAGAAGGUGAACGUCAAGCCCCUGGUCACCCACCGUUUCUCACUGGAGCAGGCUGUGGAGGCCUUUGAAACCACCCGCCAGGGACUAGGGGUUAAAGUCAUGUUAAAAUGUGACAAGAAUGAUCAAAACCCAUGAGAUCAACACUUAGACCCACACCUGAUUAUUAUUGCCUAGCUACAGUGGCUUGAAUAAAUCUGUUUGAUCCAGUUAAUUUUGCGAGUAACCUCAGGUACAACAGUCAUAGGAAUUAAGUGAUACUUCUUCACAGUGGAUCGAAUUAUUUAUAAUUCCAGUUGCAUUAUAAUUGAAUGAAUAUGUAGCGUUUUACAUUAGUAAAGUGUUUAUAAACCAACCGUUUGUUAUUAUAUA